AUGGGCGGUGUGAAGCGACGGCUGGCGGCGGAAACAGUCGCAGCGGUGCGCGACGAUGGCGACGCGGCGACGACGAUGGCGACAAAAGCGAAGAGGAGUGGGCGACGGCAGACGAGGGAGAUAGAUCGGAUUGCGCAGGCCGCGGUGACGCGGCGCGACGAGGGAAGAGAAGAGAAAUCUGACGAACACGAAGGGAGCGAGGAGAGCGGGGACGAGGGGACAGAGAUGCGCGCAGCGGAAGCAGGGGAGGAAGGGAAGGAUGGGGGCGGGGAGGAGGAGAAGGAAGGGGAAGAGGAGAAUGAGGAGGAGGAAGAGGAGGAAAAGGUGGAUUAUGGAGAAGAUGAGGUUGAUAGGGAGGAAUACGAAGGGGAGGGGAAGGAGGAGCGGGAGGAGGGGAGGGAGGAACGAGACGCAGAAAAGACAAGGGAGGAGGGAGCGGAUAGAGAGAAGGAGGAGGAGGAAGGGGGGGAGACGGACGAGGAGGAAGAAGAGGCGGAGGAUGAGGAGAGUGAGGAGGGAGAAGAGGUGUGGGAGGGAAGGGAGCGGUCAAAGGCAGUGGAGGAGGGGGGUGAUGGAUGGAUGGAUGACGAAGGCGAGAAGGAAGAGGAGGAGGAGGAAGAGGAGGAGGAGGAAGAGGAGGAGGAAGAGGAGGAGGAGGAAGAGGAGGAGGAGGAAGAGGAGGAGGAGGAGGAGGAGGAAGAAGAAGAGGAGGAAGAGGAAGAAGAAUUGGAGGGGGAGGAGUUGAUGGAGGCCGAGAGAGCGGUGAGGGAGAGGGAGGUGAGAGGUGUGCGAGUGGAAGGGUUUAGGGUGGUGCGCCGCUCAGGCACCCGCCUGCACUUCUGCGCCAAGUGCCGCCUCCCCAUCGCCUCAUAUGGGCGUCUGGAGCCCUGCACGCACGCAUUCUGCCUCAAGUGUGCCUCUGCGCUCAAAGUCUGUUACAGGUCAGCCCGUCACCCCUUUAGACCCCUUCGUGUCAGCCCCGUUACCUCUCUGAACCCCUUCAUGUCAGCCCCAUAA
Closterium sp. Yama58-4 is the source of this 1017-nucleotide messenger RNA. The record is from the annotation of a GenBank genome assembly. Lineage: Eukaryota; Viridiplantae; Streptophyta; Zygnematophyceae; Desmidiales; Closteriaceae.